Messenger RNA from Micropterus salmoides (largemouth bass), 4462 nucleotides. RefSeq names its product DNA excision repair protein ERCC-6-like. NCBI's taxonomy places the organism in Eukaryota, Metazoa, Chordata, Actinopteri, Centrarchiformes, Centrarchidae. The coding region runs from base 102 to 4256 and encodes 1384 amino acids. The transcript is spliced from 3 exons. Gene Ontology annotation, molecular function: protein binding; ATP binding; DNA translocase activity. The record is from RefSeq and is a predicted model, not a curated record.
GCAACAACACGAAGUGUCCGGCGGGUGAAUCCCGCAGCAGCUGCCUGUUAGUCUGCGGGGAAAAACGCGUUUCUACAGGUUGAACAGCCGAAACUGUCACUAUGGAGGUUUCUGAACAUGACGGCGGAGUCAAGGAGAUUUCAGAGAAACUGGAAAAGUCUUUGUCCAUGGAGACGGAGGACAACAUGGACGCCUACCACAGAUUAAUUCAAGAUGCAAAAGAUGUUUUCAGACAAGGGGACACAAGCAAAGCUCUGGAGUUCUUCAAGUCGGCGUACAACAUUCACCAGAGUCAAAAACUGGAGACCAGGAUAAAGAAAAUUGAAGAACUUAUUGCUCAGAAUGACUCUGAGGAAGAGGAUGAAGAGUUUGUCAACGUCAACAACAGCGGUUUAAUGCUUUUCAAAGACUUAUAUGACAAGCUUUACGACUACCAGCGAGACGGAGUGGCCUUCAUGUACAGUCUGUACAGAGACGGGCGUAAAGGCGGGAUCUUGGCAGAUGACAUGGGCCUCGGUAAAACCAUCCAGGUGAUCUCGUUCCUCUCUGGUAUGUACGAUAAUGAGCUGGUCAAACAUGCGCUGCUGGUCAUGCCUACUUCACUCAUCACAAACUGGACCAAGGAGUUUGCCAAAUGGACUCCCGGCAUGAGGGUCAAGGAGUUCCAUGGUACCAGCAAAGGAGAGAGGACCAGGAACCUGGAGAGAGUUCAGAGGAGAGGUGGCGUCGUCAUCACCACGUACACUAUGCUCAUGAACAACUGGCAGCAGCUGUCAUCGUACCAUGGCAGAGAGUUCACGUGGGACUACAUGAUCCUGGAUGAGGCUCACAAGAUAAAAACCUCAUCCACCAAAACAGCCAAAAGUGCCUCCGCCAUACCUUCGAAACACCGAGUUCUUCUCACGGGUACUCCGGUCCAGAACAACCUGAAAGAAAUGUGGGCCCUCUUUGACUUUGCUUGCCAAGGCACUCUCCUCGGCACAGCUAAAACAUUCAAAACCGAGUAUGAGAACCCCAUCACCCGGGCCCGAGAGAAGGAUGCCACUCCAGGGGAAAAGGUCCUCGGGACCCGGAUGUCUGAGAACCUCAUGGCCAUUAUAAAACCCUACUUCCUCCGCAGGACAAAAGCAGAAGUGCAGAAAAACAAAAUGAGCGGCACACACCAGGGCAACAAGGACGGCCAAGUCCAAAACCCUCAAAAAGACUCUGGAGCCGUCAUGCCCACCCUCACGAGAAAGAACGACCUGAUUGUCUGGACCUACCUGAGCUCUGCUCAGAAAGACAUAUACAGGCAGUUCAUUUCACUGGACCACAUCAAGGAGCUGCUCAUGACCUCUAGGUCACCUCUAGCUGAACUAACCAUCCUCAAAAAGCUGUGCGACCACCCAAGACUGCUCUCUGCUGCAGCCAUAGCCAAGUUAGGCUUGGACGAAAGUACAGCUGAAAGUCAGCAGAGUGACGACACGGAGACAGACGCCCACAGCAUCGCUAACGUCUCUGACGACACCUUAAUAUCCGAAUCUGGGAAGCUCGUCUUUCUGUUUGCUCUUCUUGAAAGGCUCAGAGAAGAAGGCCACCGCACACUCGUCUUUGCUCAUUACAGGAAAGUGCUGGACAUCCUCGAACGCAUCCUGGUCAACAGAGGCUUCAAAGUCAUGAGACUGGACGGCACAAUAACACAGAUCGCAGAGAGGGAGCGGCGCAUCACCAAGUUCCAGACAGACAAACGUUACUCUGUCUUCCUCUUGACCACCCAGGUCGGAGGAGUCGGCAUCACUCUGACGGCGGCAGACCGAGUCGUGAUCUACGAUCCCAGCUGGAACCCGGCAACAGACGCCCAGGCUGUUGACAGGGCGUACCGCAUCGGCCAGACGGAAAACGUCGUCAUCUACAGGCUGAUCACCUGCGGCACGGUGGAGGAGAAAAUCUACAGGCGGCAGGUUUUCAAAGACUCCCUCAUCAGACAGAAUACCGGAGAUAAAAAGAACCCUUUUCGGUACUUCAGCAAGCAGGAGCUGAAGGAGCUCUUCACUCUGGAGGACACUCGGUCCUCGUCCACCCAGCUGCAGCUUCAGGCCCUGCACUCCAGACACCGACGAACAGACCCCGAACUGGACGAGCACAUCGCCCACCUCCACGCCAUGGAGAUGUUUGGCAUCUCUGACCACGACCUCAUGUUUUCCCUCGACGUCAACCAUGACGAGGCCCCGGAGGACCAAGAGGCGCACCACUACAUCGAGGGGAGGGUCCAGAAGGCCCAGGAGCUGAUGAAGGCCGAGUCAGAGUUGCAGAUGCAGUUAACAGAGAACAUGGCGUCGAGCACAGAACCAGCCUGGCUCAGACAACCAGUGGACAACAACAGAGAGCGGUCUCGUGAGAAAAAACCAAGAAACCCAAGACCAAGUCCUUCCUAUCCACAGCAUGACAGCAACUUUAACAGGUCACCGGUGGUGGUAGAUUUAGACCAGUCCAGUUCUGGCAUGGAGGGCGGCCAACAGAAUCUGAGUGACCACGUUAUUGACCUAACUGCAGAUGAGAGUAACUCAGAAGAACAACCUGCUGCAGGAGUAAGCCAAGACGAGCUCCCAGAGCUGAACCUGGAUUCCCGGAAACUUCAGUCUGUCAAGCAGGAAAGGAGUUCCUUAGGAGUAGCAGACGCCUCUCCUCAGGACGGGACUGAGGAGUCUUUGGUGACGUCGGAGCCCACUGAUGCUGCAGUACAAGAACUAAUAGAUGAGUCUCAAACGUCUGCAGAUGCUUCAGUACAAGAACUAUUAGAUGAGUCUCAAACGUCUGAGGCCGCAGAUGCUUCAGUACAAGAACCAAUAGAUGAGUCUCAAACGUCUGCAGAUGCUUCAGUACAAGAACUAUUAGAUGAGUCUCAAACGUCUGAGGCCGCAGAUGCUUCAGUACAAGAACUAAUAGAUGAGUCUCAAACGUCUGCAGAUGCUUCAGUACAAGAACUAUUAGAUGAGUCUCAAACGUCUGAGGCCGCAGAUGCUUCAGUACAAGAACCAUUAGAUGAGUCUCAAACGUCUGAGGCCGCAGAUGCUUCAGUACAAGAACCAAUAGAUGAGUCUCAAACGUCUGAGGCCGCAGAUGCUUCAGUACAAGAACCAAUAGAUGAGUCUCAAAUGUCUGCAGCUGCAGAUGCUGCAGCUGGUGACGGCAGCCAGUCCUACGUUACAGCAGAUGAUGAAGAUGAACAACAGCUAAACGGAACUUCACACUCAACAAACAACUCCAUGAUGGACUUUGGGCCGGCUCGUGUCACCCCCCUGCAGAACAAAAGACUUUCUGUCCUGCAUGCAUCUAAUUCAAGCUUCAAAGGAGACACGUCGCACCGAGUCAGCGGCGCAGGGCUUGAAUCCUUUGAGGGCAACUUCAACUUACAGCUUGAGUACAGCGACGUGUCCUCAGAAGGUGAAGUCCUGGAUCAUCAGGAGACCGAAGCAGAGGAGAGGAAGCUGCUGUCACAGCUGCAGAUGGACGGGAGUUUUGACGUGAAUAAAUCCCUUUCUGAGAGACAACACAGAGAAGCACUUGGACAAAGCCUCAACGUGUCUGCCUCUGAAAUGGACGAGUCGCUGAAUGAAUCCUUUGUGGCUACGAAGAAGAAAAGAGCUGCAGUGAUUUACGACAGUGAUGAAGACGAAGAAGAAGAGAAACUGGACAACCCCUUCCAGGUUCUUGGAGCCUCCACCCCUCUCCGGAGGAGAAAGAGCGUUGGAGGAAACACCUCAGUGGCCUCAAACCGGUCUCUCAUCCAGUCCAUCGUCGACGACAUGGAUGAUGAGGAUGAAGGUGAUGAAGAUGACAUUUCUGACGAGGCUGAAGAGGACGACAUCAUUGGUUCAACUAAUGAGCUUCAGCUGGAGGAGACCACUGGAGAGACCUUAAACACAGAAGGGGAGGAGGAGGAGGAGGAUUGCUCUGAGUCUGCAGAUGGCGUCGAUGCUUCGGCAGAGGAAAUGUGCAGUAACCUGGAGGAAUCAGCCAGCGAGCCCGAGCUCGCCUCCUCCGAGAGAAUGGAUCAGUGCACCGUUGAUGCAGGAGUCGAGACCAACGGGAUGAAGGACGUCGCCGAGGACGAGAGCUACGACUCCCUGGUGAGCAGAGGGAGGGAGGUCUACAGCGAGGGGAAGCUGGAAGACGCUCUGGGCUUCUUCCUGAGCGCCAUCGACAUCAAACCUGGAGAUCCUGAGAUCCAGCUCAUGACCAUCCAGCUGUACCGGCAGCUGAGCCAGAGACGUUAACAACCUACCAGCCGGCCAAGACUGUUAACAAUCAGGGCCACGCUGGCUGUUCGACAAAUCCUAUGUGUUAGUCUGUCCCUCUAUACUGUCUGACUUCCUGUCUGUGGCUCUCAGAUCCAAGCACAUUUGGUUCUUAAUGAAGACUUUAAUCUGUAUGACUUUUCAUGGCAAUCCAUCCAAUAAACGUUGAGACAUUUCAGACCUCA